AUGGAUGUUGCCUUCACAGAAGCCAGCAGCAGCUCCCAUGGAAGUACGGACUGGCUGGAUUUUACCCUUGUCACCUGCACAGAAACGGUGACUUUCACUGAAGUGGUGGAGGAAGAGGAGUGGGGAUCCUUUUAUUAUUCCUUUAAGACUGAGCAGCUGGUGACCCUUUGGACUCUCUUUAUCGUCACAAUUGCUGGAAAUGCCAUCGUGCUGUUCUCCACCUGGAAGAGGAAGCGGAAAUCUCGAAUGACCUUCUUUGUCACACAGUUGGCAAUCACAGAUUCAUUCACAGGACUCAUAAACAUAAUGACGGACAUCAUUUGGCGCUACACUGGAGAUUUCAUGGCCCCUGAUCUCGUCUGCAGAGUUGUCCGCUACUUACAGGUGGUGCUUCUCUACGCUUCAACUUACGUCCUCGUAUCACUAAGCAUAGACCGCUACCAUGCCAUAGUUUAUCCAAUGAAGUUCUUGCAAGGAGAAAGGCAGGCGAAAGUUCUUAUUGGAGUGGCCUGGAGCCUCUCUUUCCUGUUUUCGAUACCGACUCUGAUUAUUUUUGGGAAACGGCAGCUCUCCAACGGCGAAGUGCAGUGCUGGGCGCUCUGGCCUGACGACUCGUACUGGAUCCCCUACAUGACAGUGGUCGCCUUCCUGGUGUACUUCAUCCCCCUCAUCAUUAUCAGUGUCAUAUACUCAAUUGUGAUUCGAACGAUCUGGAUGAAGAGCAAAGCUCAGGCUGUCAUCAUAUCUAGCUGCCCUGAUGGCCAAAUCUCUGCCAGCUACACCAACCGUGGCUUCAUAUCCAAGGCGAAGGUGAAGGCGAUCAAGUACAGCAUCGUCAUCAUUCUUGCCUUUGUUCUCUGUUGGAGCCCCUACUUUCUCUUUGAUAUUUUGGACAACUUCAACAUACUUCCCGAGACCAAGGAACGCUUCUAUGCCUCUGUGAUCAUCCAGAACCUGCCGGCCUUAAACAGUGCCAUCAAUCCCCUCAUAUACUGCAUCUUCAGCAACCGGCUCUGCCCUCCUUUCGAGGAAAGAAGGUCAAGAAGGCUAGAGGGGACUUUCCGAGACAGAAGCGAAGCAGGGCAGGAGAUGCAGGUCCUCUCCAAACCGGAAUACAUCUAGCGCGGUCCCCUCUGCA
Nothoprocta perdicaria is the source of this 1138-nucleotide messenger RNA. RefSeq names its product neuropeptide S receptor 1 (gene NPSR1). Gene Ontology annotation, molecular function: vasopressin receptor activity; neuropeptide receptor activity. The coding region runs from base 1 to 1122 and encodes 373 amino acids. The record is from RefSeq and is a predicted model, not a curated record. Gene Ontology annotation, biological process: positive regulation of release of sequestered calcium ion into cytosol; neuropeptide signaling pathway. The transcript is spliced from 9 exons. Lineage: Eukaryota; Metazoa; Chordata; Aves; Tinamiformes; Tinamidae. Gene Ontology annotation, cellular component: membrane; cytoplasm.